This is a messenger RNA of Nerophis lumbriciformis (worm pipefish), 1713 nucleotides long. The record is from RefSeq and is a predicted model, not a curated record. Lineage: Eukaryota; Metazoa; Chordata; Actinopteri; Syngnathiformes; Syngnathidae.
AUGGCGGUCCUUCCGCUCCGCGUGCGAACAUUUCGCGCGUUGUGGCGACUGAAGAGCGUCUUCAUCCUGUCGUCGGGCCCCUUGCUCCUGCUGCCGCUCGCUCUCAGCACCAAGGAAGCCGCGUGCGCGUACGUCAUCCUGCUGAUGGCGCUGUUCUGGUGCACGGAGGUUUUGCCGCUGGCCGUGACGGCGCUCCUGCCGACCGUCUUGUUCCCCGUGCUCGGCAUCAUGCGGUCCAAAGAUGUGUGCAUGCAGUACCUGCGCGACAGCAACAUGUUAUUCGUGGGCGGCCUGAUGGUGGCGGUGGCCGUGGAGCACUGGCGUCUCCACAAACGCAUCGCGCUCAAAGUUCUUCUGACGGUCGGCGUCAGGCCCGCUUCGUUAAUGCUGGGCUUCAUGGCCGUGACGGCCUUCCUGUCCAUGUGGAUCAGCAACACGGCCACGGCCGCCAUGAUGGUGCCCAUAGCGCACGCCGUGCUGGAGCAGCUGCAUCCCCGCGAACGCCCGGACGCUUCCGUAAGGGAGCCCGACGCCCCGGCGACGACCGCCCAUUGCGCGCUGGAGGUGGAGGAGAACAAUGAUGAGGACGACGCGGACGGGGAAAGAAGGCGCUUGAGCAAAGGUCUGCUGCUCAGCGUGUGCUACGCCGCCAGCAUCGGCGGCAUCGCCACGCUCACGGGAACCGGACCCAACCUGGUCCUGCUGGGCCAGAUGAACCAGCUAUUCCCGCAGAGCGGCGGCGUGGUCAACUCGGCGUCGUGGUUCGCCUUCGCCUUCCCCACCAUGAUGUCGAUGCUCACGAUGGCCUGGCUUCUGCUGCGGCGAGUCUUCGUCGGAACGAGGUCAGCGACGGCCCCGGAGCGCGGGUCGGGGCGAGAGGCCGAGGAGCGAGCGGCCCGCGCCGUCAUCGCCGAGGAACACCGGCGGCUGGGCGGCAUGACGUACGGCGAGACCAGCGUGACGGCGCUCUUCCUCCUCAUGGUGGCGCUGUGGUUCACGCGGGAGCCGCGCUUCGUCCACGGCUGGGCCUCGCGCACCUUCAACGCCCGAGCAGAGUACGUGACCGACGCCACGGUCUCCCUGAUGGUGGCGCUCUUGUUGUUCGUCCUGCCGUCCCGGCCUCCCAAAUACCUCUGCUACUGGAAGGAGCAUUCUAAUCCGGAGGGGGAAGCGUCCGGAGGCCCCGCCCCUCCGCUGUUGACGUGGAAGGUAGCGCAGGCCAAGAUUCCCUGGAACAUCGUGCUGUUGCUGGGCGGCGGCUUCGCACUGGCCAAAGGCAGCGAGGAGUCGGGCCUUUCGCGCUGGUUGGGCUCCCAGAUGACACCGCUGGACUCCAUACCUCCUUGGGCCAUCACCGUCGUCCUGUGCCUCCUCACCGCCAUCUUCACGGAGUGCGCGAGCAACGUUGCCACAGCGACGCUCCUACUGCCCGUCCUGGCCUCCAUGUCCCAGUCGAUAAGCGUGAAUCCCUUGUACGUGAUGAUCCCGUGCACUCUGAGCGCCUCCUUCGCCUUCAUGCUGCCGGUGGCCACGCCCCCCAACGCCAUCGUCUUCUCCUCGGGCUUCCUCAAAGUGGCCGACAUGGUCAAAACCGGCGCGGCGAUGAACGUCAUCGGCAUCGCGUGCAUCAGCGUGGCCAUCAACACGUGGGGACGCUUCUUGUUCUCGCUGGACUCCUUUCCCGAGUGGGCCAACGCCACCGCGCCCAUUUAG